GCAUUGGGACGGGGGUAAUCUCGGCGUCCGGCUCGACGGCCUCGCCCUCUCCCUCUCCCUCCGCACUUCCGCAGUAUCCUUGUCCCCACCGCCGCAAAACCCUCGCAUACCUGAAGAAACCCUAGAGAAGAGAUGGCCCCAGGCGGCGAGGGCAAGGGGAACCCGGGCGGCGGCGGCGGAGCUGGCGCCAAGGGUGGUGGGAGGAAGCGCAAGUUCCUCCCCCACGGGAAGCCGGUGCGGAAGGGGGCCUACCCGCUCCGCCCCGGCGUGCAGGGCUUCUUCAUCACCUGCGACGGCGGCCGCGAGCGCCAGGCCACCCGCGAGGCCCUGUCGCUCCUGGACUCCUUCUAUGAAGACCUGGUGGGUGGGAAAGGAUCGGAUGAGAAACCCAAAGGCAUUCCUGACAAGCCACUGAACAAAAAGAUAAAGUUUGAGGACUCUGAUUCCUCAGAUGAUGAGGAUGAAGACAAUUCAGUUGAUGAAGCUGACAAUGGGAAUGGGAAUGAUGUGGAGAAAGGUGAAAAUGCUCCAGCCAAUCAGGAACAGGAGGUACUUAACACCUCUAUUCCUGCCAGUAAGGAUGUUGAGGAACAAGCAGGCACCACUGAAGAACCAAAAGAAAAGAAGCAACGUGUGGAAGACCCUCCAGUUUCUGAACAGACAGAACAAAAGGAGACUGCUGAUGAACCAAAGGAGUCCACUGAUAAACCAAAAGAGUCCACUGAUAAACCAAAAGAGUCCAGUGAAAGAAACAUUGAUGAUUUAAUUGACGAAGACUUGAAAGGACUGGGAGACAGGAAAAAGAGGCUCUUUGCAAGCCUUGACUCAGGCUGCAAUGGUUGCAUAUUCAUUCAAAUGCAUAAAAGAGCAGGAGACCCUGGUCCAGUUGAGAUUGUACAAAACAUGAUGUCAUCGGCUGCUUCAACUCAUAUACAUAUGUCAAGAUUUAUUCUACGAGUUUUGCCUGCUGAGGUGGCAUGCUAUGCAUCUGAAGAGGAAAUAACAAAAGCAAUUAGUCCCCUUGUUGAAAAGUACUUCCCAAAAGAAUGCCCUUCGGUACAUAAGUUUGCAGUGUUAUAUGAAGCAAGGUCAAACACAGGAAUUGAUAGAAUGAAAAUUAUAAAUGCAGUAGCGAAAUCUGUACCACAACCUCACAAAGUUGACCUGAAAAAUCCAGACAAAACUAUUAUUGUCCAGAUUGCGAAGACCAUAUGCAUGAUUGGAGUUGUCGAAAGAUACAAAGAGCUCUCAAAGUUCAACCUGAGGCAGCUGACCUCAUCAGAGUCAGAGAAGUAGCCUUCGGGUGGCAAAAUCUUCCAGGCAACAUCUGGACCAACUUUAAAUCAUCUGCAGCAUCAGAUGGCUAAUUAAGCUACCAACAGAUUCAGAUGUACUAUCUUGUUGAAGCCCUGCGAGGUCAUUGAAAAGCCACCCUGGAAUCUUCAAUGCUUCACAGCGCAACAACCUUAGUCAGUAGAGAUCUAGAGUUGUACGAUGGUGGGUUGCGACCACAGGUGGUUAGUAGUUGCUGGUUGAUUAUCUUUGUGCUUCCCUGAUUCGAGUUCUGAGAUUUUUAAGGCAAUAGAAAGAGCUGACGAUCUUUAUAUGUGAUUUCUUUCUGACGAUACGAUGGUCCACCCAGGCUCGCCAAAGAUGUAAUCUAUCUUUGCUUCUUCUUUUUCUGAACUUUUAUAUAGGUUGAAUAAGUCUUUGUGCAAGGCUGUAUACGUGGAACCUGGAAUUUAAAAAGGUGAGAAGCGAAAAUGAUUUUUCUCGUGGAA
Messenger RNA from Panicum hallii, 1781 nucleotides. Its product is annotated as THUMP domain-containing protein 1 homolog. The record is from RefSeq and is a predicted model, not a curated record. Gene Ontology annotation, molecular function: RNA binding. Gene Ontology annotation, biological process: tRNA modification. NCBI's taxonomy places the organism in Eukaryota, Viridiplantae, Streptophyta, Magnoliopsida, Poales, Poaceae. The coding region runs from base 133 to 1296 and encodes 387 amino acids. The transcript has 6 exons.